AAGUCCAGCUCACUUCAACCUGAGAGACUGACUGAGAGCAGCUGUUCCCUCCGCAGCUCGUCUUCAUCACCCUCACCUCCAUCACCUCUUCUUCAUCUCGAUCUCCAUCCUCCUCCUCAGCUGUCCUGUCAUGGCUGCCUCCUCCAAGUCCUCCCAGACGGCGAAGAACGUGGUGCUCGCCCUGCUGGCGAUCUGGUCCAUCGUCUCGCUCAUCAUCAUCGUGGUGUGGGCGACGUCCCCGGACCUGAAGAGCUCGGCUCAGUGCCGCGCCGAGCUGCAGGAAGUGACGGAGAAGCUGGAGGGGGCCAAGGUGGUGUGGAACAAGAACAAGGUGGCUCUGGAGGAGCUGGUGGAGGCGGCGAGGGAGGAGCAGGCUCGCCAGAGAGCCCAGAUCCUGCUGCUGCUGGGACACCUCAACGCCACCAACGCCACGCUGGAGCAGUGCCGGCAGGAAAACGCCGUCCUGAACGGGAACAUCAGCGUCCUGCAGGAGACCAUCGAGCAGCUCCAGCAGACGGAGGCGAACCUCACCGCUCAGCUCAGCCUGCGGGAAGAUCACAUCGAGGCCCUGCAGGAGAACAUGACCCAGGCCGUCCAUCAGACCGAGUCCUGCUUGAGUCUGAAGGCUGCUGCUGAGAGUCAGAUGUUGGCUGCUCAGAGUCAGACCAAAGCCUGCGAGUCCAGGCAGCAGUACCUGCAGAAACAGCUUCUCAAGUGUAAAAAUGUGGACUCUGAAGCUCCUAAGCAGACGCAGCAGCAGGACGCCUCCUCCGACCUCCCCUCCUCCGCAGCCUCGCCCCUCUCUGGCAUCCCUGCGCUGGCGCUGCUCGUCUGCAGCGCUCUGCAUCUGAUAACCUGAGGUCAGCGAGGCGCCGACCUGUCGAACGACGGCGAGCACUGCGGUCCAGGUCGGGGGCGGAGCCUGGACGGACUAAAUGACUGCUGUACAAACUUCCUGUCUAGGCGACAGAUCGCCAUGGAGAUGCUGACGUGUCACGCUGCCGUAGGAUGAAUGAUUGGACACAAACUUUGCUUUAACUCGAACAGCUGAGACGUUUACUGACUGAUCUAAAGACUCUGCUGCUUCACCACUGUUUCCUUUUUUAAAGCUUUACAGAGAUCAACGAGCGUCGCGAAGCCAGCUGUUGUUUUGCUUUCUCACAUUUCAGCCUGUUCAAUAUUCUUUUUUUCAAAUCCAUCCAUCAGUUUUUAGAUUCAUUUCCUUUCUAUCAGCCGUCGCUUUCAGUUUAUUUUCGUGAAAAUCAACCUGCAGAGACUGAAACGUCCUGAAGCAGCUUCACGCUGACAACGCGCCAUCAUGGUGCGUUCAGGGACAUUUGUGAAAAAGAAACAAAUAUCCAUUUUACAAAGCGUGUUUUUCCUUAUAGAGCUGCAGCUAACGAUUAUUAUCGAUUAAUCUUCUGCUUGUAUUCUCGAUUCAUUGAUUAAGCGUUUCGUCUAUAAAAUGUCAGAAAAUUCGUAAUAAUUUCAUACAGUCCCAAACAGUCAUGGAUGACAAAGAAAAACAGCAACUAUUUGGCAUUCUUGCUAAAGAAAGGACUAAAACAAUUAUUCGAUUAUCAAAAUAGUUUCAGAUUUUAUGUUUUUGUUUGUUAGUUUGUUUUUCAUCUCGAUCCUCUAACGUGAGCCCACGAGCGUUGCAUUCGCUGACUCUUUCCUCUUUGGUUGAACGUGAAGCACAGAAACGUUUUCUGUCACUCAGUGCAACGUCUUUCUAGCGGCUGCAUGUCGCCGGAAAUCAGUGGACUCGCGUCCAGGUAACUUCGAUCCUGACAGCGCUGAGCUCUGAGCGGACGGAGAGCCGCAGAGUCCAAACUGGAGGAAGCUCGCUCAUCAGCUGCGUCACCGUCCAGUUUAAUAGAAACCGGUUGACGCACAGUUAGAGACAGGAGGACGUCGUGCUGAUGCAGCUGUGGACGCUUAUCGUCUAAGAUGUUGUAACUGACGAAUGCUAGCAUGUUAGCUGUUAGCUCUCCAGUAGCGAUGCUACGCUCGAAGUCAACGCAGCAUCGACCUUUCGGAGCAGACGUACGUUUGGAUGCUUCAUCACGCUAAUAAUCCGCGACCGCCGAGGCCUCGUAACGCGUCGCCCUCGGGUCAGAGGAGUCGCAGGUUUCAAACACGCGUUCUUUAAUCUGCCUCAGUAUUUAAAAACAGCUGCAGUUGAAAAGUGAUCAGUUUUUAUAAUACAAGACUUAUUGACCAAAAUAACAACGUAUGCGUUCUGGUUCAGUCUCAGACCUCCGCCGGUCUGUAACCAGUCAGGAAUCUUUAUCAGCAUCUUGUCUUGUAAGGCCGACGCCUCUCAGCUGAUACCGUUUACCUUUAACAACAGCAGCAGACAUGAUGUGGACUGUGGAAUAAAAUCAAUCUAUAAACUGAUGGAUGAUUUGGGAAAUGAUCAGCAGGGAUAAAACGCGAAGCUCGACGCGACCUAUUUCAACUCAGAGGCCCCGUUUACACCUGACACUUAAAUCUGGUCUGGAUCUGGAUUACAGAGACAACAUGUGUCGGGAGGUGAAAGCCGUCUGAAUGUGAGGACAUCCCAGCAUGCACUGGGCUCAGUUAUUGAUUCUCCUCACAUGUUUUAACAUCAGGUUUCCUGAUCGGUAAAUCGGUAAACAACAUCAG
Siniperca chuatsi (mandarin fish) is the source of this 2652-nucleotide messenger RNA. RefSeq lists its product as uncharacterized. The transcript has 5 exons. NCBI's taxonomy places the organism in Eukaryota, Metazoa, Chordata, Actinopteri, Centrarchiformes, Sinipercidae. Bases 131 to 859 code for a protein of 242 amino acids. The record is from RefSeq and is a predicted model, not a curated record.